UUUGCAGACUGAGAAAACAGGAUAAUGGCAAAUUCUAGACAAAGAGACAUCAAGAAGGGAACACGCACGGGAAGGAGGGGUUUUUGUUGCCCUUAUAUGAACCCAUCAGAGUUUGAGCCGAGAAGCCAACAGGGAACCAGAGCACAGUGAUCCUGGCUCCUGUCUAUCCCUUGGGCUGGUGGCGUUGGGGGUCCGGGGUGAGGGAGGAGCAGUUCCUCACUGUAACAAAGGCCCGAGGGACUCCAGGCUCUCAGAGUUGUGCAACUAAGUGGGAAAGCCUGCUCAGCCUGCGGCUGAAGCGGAGGAAAUAUCCCGUGGUUGAUUGUGCCAAGGCGGCGACUGAUCCAGCCCCUAGCCUGCGGGCAGGGCGGUGACCCUCCGAGAUAAGCCAAUCCCUGGGCUGCAGGUGAGGAUCCUGGAGAAGCCUUGUUGGGGCAGAGGGAAUCAGUUCUCCAAAUAGGCAAGAGGUGAGGAAGGGAUUCUGCAGGCCAGUAUGGGAAGGAAGCCCGGAGCUUCCUAGAAAUACCUAGAGCCCGGUCCCUCCCUGGUAUUGUCUGCCAUUCUCCCUACAUCCUGAAGAGCUCCAGGGCUGGCCUCCCCCAGCGACUGAGGGACACAGCAGCAUGAGCCGGUCAAGGCAUGUGGGCAAGAUCCGGAAACGUCUGGAAGAUGUCAAGAACCAGUGGAUCCGGCCAGCCAGAGCUGACUUUAGCGACAAUGAGAGUGCCCGGCUGGCCACAGACGCCCUCUUGGAUGGGGGUCCUGAGGCUUAUUGGCACACUCUCAACCAAGAAGGAGAGGUAGACUUCCUGUCCUCGGCGGAGGCCCAGUACAUCCAGGCCCAGGCCAAGGAGCCCCCCAGUGGCCCAGAUCCAGCAGGAGGGGCUGAGGCAGGUUCCAGAGGACCUGACUCCUGCUCUGUACAGUCCGGCACCUACUUCCCCGUGGCUUCGGAAGGCAGCGAACCGGCUCUGCUGCACAACUGGACCUUGGCUGAGAAGCCCUACCUGAAGGAAAAGUCCAGCGCCACCGUGUACUUCCAAACGGACAAGCACAACAACAUCAGAGAUUUGGUCCGCCGCUGCAUCUCCCGGGCCAGCCAGGUCCUGGCCAUCCUGAUGGAUGUCUUCACAGACGUGGAGAUCUUCUGUGACAUCCUAGAGGCAGCCAACAAGCGAGGGGUAUUCGUCUGUGUGCUGCUGGACCAGGGAGGGCUGAGGCUCUUCCAGGAAAUGUGUGACAAAGUCCAGAUCUCUGAUACUCAUCUCAAGAACAUUUCUAUCCGGAGUGUGGAAGGGGAGGUGUAUUGUGCCAAGUCAGGCAGGAAAUUUGCCGGCCAAAUCCAAGAGAAAUUCAUCAUCUCAGACUGGAGAUUUGUCUUAUCCGGAUCAUACAGUUUCUCUUGGCUCUGUGGACACGUGCACAGGAGCAUCCUCUCCAAGUUCACCGGCCAGGCAGUGGAGCUGUUUGAUGAAGAGUUCCGACGCCUCUAUGCCUCCUCCAAGCCUGUGAUGGGCCUGAAGUCCCCGAGGCUAGUGGCCCCGCUCCAGCCCAGCAAGGGUCCGGGAGCCUCCAAUGGUCGCCUCAGUGGAAGCAGCGGCUCUGCCAGUGACCGCACCUCUUCUAACCCCUUCAGUAGCCUGUCAGCCGGCAGCAAUCCCCUCAACCACAGUCUGUCCAUAUCCUCAGGGCCGGCCAGCCCCCUGACCCCCAUCGCACCUGUGGCUCCAAGGCUUCAACCCUAUCACGGUCCCCGGAGAGCCAUGGCCCCACAGGCCUUAUUGGUCCCCAUGAGGCCCUAUGAAGGAUCACCUGUUCCCUACAGCACCUUCAUGGCCUAUAGGCCCACGCGGUUGCAGCUGCAGCAGCUCGGCCUGGUACCCAGGGCUAUUCACCCCUGGGGGCCUCUUCUACAGGCCUUGCCUCAUUUUUGAAGGGUCCUUUCCCCUCAUCGACUUCCUGGUGGGGGGGGGUGAGAAUUAGGCACUGCUAAAUUUUCUGAUGCAAAGGCUGUGCCUUAGCAACCAAUAGGAUUGAGCCUGAUCCCCUAUGAGCUAAAAGCACUGGUUGGGGAGAGGGGGAUUAUUACCUACCUCUAAA
This is a messenger RNA of Myodes glareolus (Bank vole), 2100 nucleotides long. It is a transcript of the gene Sack1a, whose product is annotated as scaffolding CK1 anchoring protein A. The record is from RefSeq and is a predicted model, not a curated record. Lineage: Eukaryota; Metazoa; Chordata; Mammalia; Rodentia; Cricetidae. Gene Ontology annotation, biological process: epidermal growth factor receptor signaling pathway. Gene Ontology annotation, molecular function: protein kinase binding.